AUGACGCAGCCACCUACUUUUCCUUCUCGCUUCCUCUCCCACCCCGAUCAGCUGGGCGUCGUGGCCGUGGGCUUCAAUGGUGGACAGAUGAAAAAGGGUGUCGAGGCCGCGCCAAUGGCCCUGAUUGAGUCCGGUCUGCUUACUCAAUUGCGCGACGACCUCGACUACAAGAUCCACCACGACGACACCAUCCACUACUAUGAAAACGACAUCCCGGCCGAGGACCCCGACCACCGGGGCAUGAAGAAGCCUCGCGCCGUCAGUGCGGUCACCGAGCGUCUCAGCUCGCAGGUCUACGAGUACGCCAAGGACGGCAAGUUUGUGCUGACUCUCGGAGGCGAUCACUCCAUCGCGAUCGGAACGGUCUCCGGUACCGCCAAGGCCAUCCGUGAGCGUUUGGGUCGUGAGAUGGCGGUCAUCUGGGUGGAUGCGCAUGCCGAUAUCAACCUGCCCGAGAUGAGCCCCAGCGGCAACAUUCACGGCAUGCCCAUGGCCUUCUUGACCCGUCUGGCCCGGGAAGAUCGUCCCGACAUUUUUGGCUGGCUGAAGGAUGAGCACAUUGUCAGCACGCGCAAGUUGGUAUACAUUGGUCUGCGUGAUGUGGAUCGUGGCGAGAAGCAGAUCCUGCGAGAGCAUGGGAUCAAGGCCUUCAGUAUGCACGAUAUCGACCGCCACGGAAUUGGCCGUGUUGUCGAGAUGGCCCUGGCCCACAUUGGCAACGACACUCCCAUUCACCUCUCCUUUGACGUCGAUGCGCUGGACCCCCAGUGGGCCCCCAGCACCGGCACCCCCGUCCGUGGAGGACUGACCCUGCGUGAGGGUGACUUCAUCUGCGAGUGCGUGCACGAGACGGGCAACCUGGUGGCCAUGGACCUGGUCGAGGUGAACCCUAGCUUGGAAGCCGUAGGUGCCGCCGAGACCAUUCGCGCCGGAUGCUCUCUGGUACGAAGUGCGCUCGGUGAUACUCUUUUGUAA
Messenger RNA from Penicillium oxalicum, 975 nucleotides. RefSeq names its product arginase. Gene Ontology annotation, cellular component: nucleus; cytoplasm; cytosol. Bases 1 to 975 code for a protein of 324 amino acids. The record is from RefSeq and is a predicted model, not a curated record. NCBI's taxonomy places the organism in Eukaryota, Fungi, Ascomycota, Eurotiomycetes, Eurotiales, Aspergillaceae. The transcript has 3 exons. Gene Ontology annotation, molecular function: arginase activity; manganese ion binding.